Melampsora larici-populina 98AG31 is the source of this 522-nucleotide messenger RNA. RefSeq lists its product as uncharacterized. The transcript has 3 exons. The record is from RefSeq and is a predicted model, not a curated record. NCBI's taxonomy places the organism in Eukaryota, Fungi, Basidiomycota, Pucciniomycetes, Pucciniales, Melampsoraceae. The coding region runs from base 1 to 522 and encodes 173 amino acids.
AUGUCUUUCUUAGAACAGUUAGAUCAGACAAAUAAUCAGUUAAAUCAGGAUCAAACACAACUCAACCAAGAUUUAAAUCAACAAAACACUCCGAGAGAUAAUACAAAUCAACCUAAUGUGGAUCAGAUUAAUCAAAACGAAGAUCGAAUCUUGACUCGCGCCGAGGCAGCUGCAAAAGGAAUUCAACCGAGUUCGAGACUUCUGACUCCGAAACGCGGUACAAAUGGAAGAAUUACCGGGAGGAAAAGCAACGGAUCUCGUCGAAGACCGGUAGGAAUCAAGAAAGCAAAAGGAAUUAGAAAAGAACAUAAGAAGAAAAACGAGAAUAAGCAGAAUGAAGAUAAAGAGGAUCAGUUAGAAGAUCAUCAAUCAGGAGAUCAAGAAACAGAAGAAUGGGGUGGAAUUGGAGAUGUUGGAAUGGAAAUAGUGGAGGAGGAAGGGAUAAAGGAGGGUAAUGAUGGUGGUCAGUUUGUCCAAAGUGAAUUCAACGUCGCAGUCCACAUUGACAUUAGGAAAACGUAA